AUGCUCACAGCCGGCUGGCUGGUGCGAAGCCUUACUACGAACUCCCCGUACUCCACAUUCUUUGUCGUGACCGUCGGCGGAAUGGCAAUGUUGCCCGGUCUUGCGAUGGCGCCCAUAGCAGGCACGCUCGGCGACAGGCUAGACCGUCGCAAGCUGGUAAUUGGCAUACAGUGCUUCAUGGCAAUCCUCUCCUUCCUGUUCGCCAUCUUGGUCGGGCAGCAGCUUGUGUCCGUGUUCCAUGUGUACCUGUAUGUGUUCCUUGGUGGCAUCUGCCUGUCCAUUACACAGACCAACCGUAUGGCGCUGAUAGCCAACACCGUGCCUCGUGAGGCAAUGGCGAACGCUUUCGCCACCAAUGUCCUCACCAUUCCGGGAACGCGCAUGAUCGGUCCGUUCGUCGGCGGUAUCCUGAUAACAACUCUGGGCUUCUUCUGGAAUUUCACACUUGAGUCGAUUCUCUAUGUCGGCACUGUGAUCGCAUACCUACCAAUGAAGACGCCAUAUACGCAGCGCAGCAGGAAGGCCCAAGCUGAAACCUCUUUCCUAUCUGACCUGAUCGAGAGCUUCACCUAUGUCUGGAAAGAUAAGCGAGUGCUGCUAUACAUUACUCUGCUGGGGUUCAUUCCCAACACGAUCCUGGAACCUGCGAUGUUCCUGCUGCCUGUGUUCACAAGUGAGGUGUUGAAGCAGGGAGCCGAUGUCGGCGGGUACCUCGUCGCAAUCAACGGGAUUGGGCGGUUUGCUGAUGGCGUUGUUCAUCGCAUCCUUUGGCUUCAUCUUCCCCAAGGGUAA
Messenger RNA from Geodia barretti, 792 nucleotides. NCBI's taxonomy places the organism in Eukaryota, Metazoa, Porifera, Demospongiae, Tetractinellida, Geodiidae. The record is from the annotation of a GenBank genome assembly.